UUAAAGAAUAUAAGGAGGAGGAACUCAGUAGUAUCGGUUCCUGUUAGAUCAACUGGUAAAAGUGCAGUUUUUGUCAAGUUUAACCAAUUAUCAAAACUGUUUGUUGAUAUACCACAACAUGUUAAGUAGGUCUGAUGCAGCAUAACUGCUUUAUUAUCUUUCAAGGAUUAUUUUCUUGUUUUUGUUCACCCUGACUCUUGUGUGACAACAUGGCUACCGCCUCACCAUCUUGUGUGAAAGACUGUUAUCUUUGCUCUUCGUCUUUAAAAGACUCGGUUGUUUUAAGAUGCUGUCACAGUUUGUGUAAAAGCUGCUUACAGAGCUACUGGGAGUUCAACAAGACUCUGGGUUGCCCUGUUUGUUUGAUGGAGACUCACUGUUCUGUGCUUCUGCACCAUUUGAGUCUUUCUGACUUUUCAGAUGACAGCAAAAUCAAACCACAUCAUGUGAGGAAUGCAGACAGUAAGAUGAGGGAGCUCUCAAGUAAAACCAGGGACAAAGAGGUCAAUACAGAUGUGAUGCUGGGGCAAAAUAAAUGUAAAGAGGAACCUCCUGCUACACCCACAACUACUUUUAAGCCAUUGAGGUCCAACCUGUGCCCAAAAUGUGGCAAGAGCUUCAAAAGAAAAUCUGACCUCAAAACCCACAAGAAGGUGCACAUCUUAGCAAAGCCGUACCAGUGCUCCACUUGUGAAAAGAGUUACGUUGGUAAACAUGAGCUUACAUUACACAUGCGUCUGCACACAGGUGAGAAGCUGUUUAACUGCUCUUACUGCAACAAAAAGUUCACCAGAAUGAGGGGUUUGAAGUCCCACUUAAGGAACCACACAGGGGAAAAGCCGUUCUCUUGUUCUCAAUGUGGGAAAUGCUUUUCUGGAAAAAGUAGCCUAAAGACUCACCUGCAGUUGCAUGGUGGAAAUCUGCCUCAUCAGUGUGAUCAUUGCGGGAAGCUUUUUAACACUGCAGCUGCAAUGAGAAACCACAAGGUGGCCCACACCGGCGAGAAGCCUUUUCCAUGUCCACAAUGUAACAAAAAGUUUAUCCUAAAGGUUCAGCUGGAGACUCACCUGAAUAGCCAUUCUGGGAUCAAACCAUUCAGCUGUUCAGUGUGUGAGAAGAGUUUUCUAAGGAAGCAUGGACUUAACACUCAUCUGCUCAUUCACAAGGACGACCGCCCCUUUCACUGCACACAGUGCGAGAAAAGCUUCAAAAGGAUGAGCCAUCUAACAACACACAUAAAGACCCACAGCUCUGACAUCCCUUACAAGUGCACCUUCUGCAGCAAAUCCUUCAAACUUCCCUUCUACCUAAAACUGCAUGAGAGUGUUCACACUGGAGAGAAGCCUUACAGCUGUGAGCAGUGUGGAAAAAGCUUUCGUUUAUCAGGAGAUUGCACCAAGCACCAGGCUGUACAUUCAGAGGAAAAACGGUACAAGUGCUCAAUCUGUGAUAUGAGGUUUCGCUUCAACAGUGGGCUGAGGAACCACAAAGCCGUUCAUUCUGAGGACAAACCUCACCACUGUAAGAAGUGUGGAAAGAGCUUUAACAGACUCGAUUACCUGAAAAACCACAUGGUGAUUCACACUGAUGAAAGACGUUACAAGUGUUCUCAAUGCGGUUUGGCCUUCAAGUGCUUAUCUAAUCUCAGGAAACAUCAAAACAUUCACUCCAGGAAGUCCCUGUUCUCCUGCAGCACCUGUGGCAAAACCUUCACUCGCCAGGAGGUCCUCAGAAGGCAUCAAGAUGUUCAUGCAGGAAAAUGCAAAUGCUCAGAGUGUGGAAAAUGUCUGAGCUCGGUUGGUAGCUUGAAGAAGCACAUGCAGCAACACUUCGGUAAGAAAAUGUACCACUGCGCCGAGUGCGAGAAGAGUUUCAGCUCCUUGUCCUAUAUGCUGAAGCACCAGAAAAUGGUGCACAUUGAUGAAAAGCCAUACGUCUGCUUCGAGUGCGGUGACAGCUUUAAUACUGAAGGAAAACUGGUUACUCACCAACUACAACAUUCAGGAGAAAUGAAGCAUGAAAUCGACUGAUGCCCUGAAUGUGGAAAAUAUUUCAUUAGAAGCGAUCCUUCAAAACAAACAAUACAUCAUUAUUGGAUACAAAAUGCAAGUAUUGUGUUUGUUUUGAUAAUACGCUCCACUGAAAAUUCACUUUAUAGUGUAAAGUUGUUACUACUGAAUCAGAAUCAGGUGUUUAUAUGGACUCAACAGUUUGCACAUUGCCAUGAUGUUUAGUGGCAGGUAAACCUGAACUUUUUGG
This is a messenger RNA of Misgurnus anguillicaudatus (oriental weatherfish), 2259 nucleotides long. RefSeq lists its product as uncharacterized. Gene Ontology annotation, cellular component: nucleus. Gene Ontology annotation, molecular function: RNA polymerase II cis-regulatory region sequence-specific DNA binding; DNA-binding transcription factor activity, RNA polymerase II-specific. The record is from RefSeq and is a predicted model, not a curated record. Lineage: Eukaryota; Metazoa; Chordata; Actinopteri; Cypriniformes; Cobitidae. Gene Ontology annotation, biological process: embryo development; regulation of transcription by RNA polymerase II.